CCCGGACUGUGGACAGACACUGCGCAUGCGCAAACCCUGGUCAUGUUGACGAAUGCUAAAACUGAGAAGUCAACAUGUCCACCGCUGCUGCUCAACAAAACAAUAACGAAGAGCCCGGACUUCACGGCUCUUGGGUGGAGUUGGAGUUGAACGGAAACACAGGAGCUCAAUGCGUGCACGCCAGCUUGCAAAUAUCAGCUGCUGCAGACCAAAUAAAUGCAAACGCUGGCACGAGUCAGACAUUGCAAGUAGUGCCUGAGCUAGAUGAAACCCUGAUCGGAGGACUCGAACACGUGCCGUCAUCCUCCUCCAUUCACAAUGGAGACAUGGAGAAGAUCCUCUUGGAUGCACAGCAUGAAUCCAGCCCGAGUAAUUCUUCGUGUGAAAGUCCCCACAGGCCACAGAGUCCCAACCAAGAUGAGGGUCAGAUCACUUUUGAUGUGGACAUGUCCAGUCCGAGAGGUAGUCAGUCAGAAGAAGAAGACGGAGGCACGGACAAAGACAGAGAGGAUGACAUCCUCAUGAACAAAGAAGUAGAUUGGGUUGCUGAUUGGUCCAGCAGGCCAGAAAACAUUCCACCCAAGGAAUUCCACUUUAGGCACCCCCGGCGUUCAGUAUCGCUCAGUAUGAGAAAGAGUGGCGUUAUGAAGAAAGGCGGCGUAUUCUCUGCUGAAUUCCUCAAAGUUUUCAUCCCGUCGCUUCUCAUUUCACACAUCCUCGCGCUCGGAAUCGGGGUGUACAUCGGUAAAAGACUCGCCACAGCCUCCGCCAGCUCUUACUGAGUGAGCAGUGCCUGGACGUCUUCCUGUCUUUCAAGCAGCCUGUGAUCACGUGUUUCUCUGCAGUCGUCGCGCGCGCACAUUUGCCCUCCCAAUCCAUGUUCGAUUGUGUCACAUUGUAAGUGUAUGUACACGUUGUAAUGUGGGUACUCCUCCUCAUCUUGACCCAAGGCCAUCCCAGUUGACUUGCAUCCACUCGAUUAAAAAAAAAAUAAAAUAAUAAUAAUAAUAAUCCUUUUUCCGGAUGGGAAAUAUUCAUCAUCAUGUUCCAAUAUAAAUGCAAAUUUGACAAGGGUUUGGCCUCUGUGGGUUUUAAGUUUAGGGAUGGGUCUCUCUGAAAUUUCACAAAUGUUUUGUUGUUUAAUCACAAGACAAUCUGGCCGAGUCGCCCUACUAUGUUACUCGCCAGUGUCGACGAACCAAAAUUAUGCGCCAUAUCUAAUAUAUGAAAAGUACAGGUGGUGACAGAAGGAACUUGUAAUGCCUUAACUUUCUGAGCUGAACUUUAGAGGUGCCGUUGUCGAAGGAAACUAAUAAUAAUGCUGCACACGUUUUCAGAAUAGAAGCUUGAUCAUUUUUACCUUCAGUGGUUUUCUUUUUAAAGCUUCAUGUUUUGAAGCUUAAAAUCCUAAACCUCGAUCUACCAUGUAGCCAGCAACUUUUGCAUUUUGUGGUCUUUGACUAUAUUAUGAUAGUGGAACUUGGGCCGGGCGGCAAUGUACCAGGCCAUAUGCUGUUUUUUUUUUUUUUUUUAAUUAGUGUUUUUGCUUUUAUAUACAGUAUUUCUUUUUAACACAUAUUACAGCAACAAUGGCAAAGUGUCAAAUUUAUAUCUUCUACCGCUGCACAUUUUCAUUAUAUUAUUUUUUGGAACUUCCCUGACAUGCUAUGCUAUUUAAAUGCAGAUGUGAAGAUACUUAAAGCUGUGAUCUGCUCCGUUUAGUAGAAACUCCCUGAUAUUGUAUCAAUAAUACAUCGUAUUAAUGCAUAAUAUUGUAUCAAUAAUCCAUCCUAUUCAUGCAUAAUAUAUCUGUUUAUGUUUAGUGUCAGUGGUGUGUUUUUGCUGUCAUUUACGUCACCGUUUGAGGCAGAACCCACCACUGAAUAAGUUGUUUCCACGAGCCGGAUUUCAUCUAAAUGUCACUGUCUAUCAUUUCCAGUGUGAUUUAAUAUGUACAAUCCAUGUAAACCUCCAAAAGAAAUAGUACGUAGGCAAGCAUUUACUAAUUUAAACGCAUGUAAUUUCUGUAUAUUGAUGCUUAUAAUGAUAAUGAAGAUUAAUGACUGGAUGAGUCAUUUGUCAGUGUUUUAAAAUUGAUGACAUUGUGACGUAAUGUGAAACCCAAACCUAUUGUUUUGACUGCUGUGGAAGAUUGGGUUUUUAAAACACUCAAUGUGGGUUUUCAGUGCAUUACAUAACACGUAUUAAGACCUUACUCUUAAAUAUCACUAUGGGCUUGUGUACUGUUAUUGAGACAGUGACUCGGAAUAUAACAUACAUUUCCAUGAAAGUAGUCGUAAUGACUCAAGCGUGUCUGUGAUUAUUGACAGGCUUCUGCACAGCGGGUAAGAAAGUCGAAAACAAUGGAAAUGUUGAAUUUACUUUGUACUGAAUAAAGCAUAAGUCUGGUCAUCUGGAA
Messenger RNA from Phyllopteryx taeniolatus (common seadragon), 2419 nucleotides. RefSeq names its product BCL2 interacting protein 3 like a (gene bnip3la). Gene Ontology annotation, cellular component: mitochondrial envelope; nucleus; mitochondrial outer membrane. NCBI's taxonomy places the organism in Eukaryota, Metazoa, Chordata, Actinopteri, Syngnathiformes, Syngnathidae. The coding region runs from base 75 to 782 and encodes 235 amino acids. The record is from RefSeq and is a predicted model, not a curated record. The transcript has 6 exons. Gene Ontology annotation, biological process: mitochondrial outer membrane permeabilization; positive regulation of apoptotic process; defense response to virus.